Messenger RNA from Talaromyces marneffei, 1074 nucleotides. RefSeq lists its product as uncharacterized. NCBI's taxonomy places the organism in Eukaryota, Fungi, Ascomycota, Eurotiomycetes, Eurotiales, Trichocomaceae. Bases 1 to 1074 code for a protein of 357 amino acids. The transcript has 4 exons. The record is from RefSeq and is a predicted model, not a curated record.
AUGGUUAAACCGGCAGGAGACGGCGUGCCGCUGCUCUAUACUUCCAUCGUCCUGUUGAGCGUAAGUUGGACCGUUUUCGUUCUACGAGUAGGGGUACGGCUCUGGAGAAAAGCCUUGGGAUUAGAUGACUAUUUGAUGUUCUGUGGUCUGCUGCUGUACUCCGUGACCGCCAGCAUAUGUAUCGUGUGUUCCUUCUUAGGUUCAGGCCAGUUGGCUGCGGCGCUGACACCUGAUAUUAUAAGGAAAGGAACCAAGCUCUUCUUUAUUGCCGAGUUUUUCUACGCCUCAGGCGCAGCAGUCAUCAAAUGCAGCAUCGCCUUCACUCUACUUCGCAUUGCAGCCUCACGACAAUUUUUCACAUGGGCGAUAAUUAGUAUCAUGGUUGCUAGUGGCUUAUCCGCCAUCAUCUUCAUGGUUGGUGUUGCCAAUAUCUGCCACCCGAUCACGACCCUAUGGGGUGAAACUACAAAUGGGACAUGCAAUCCAAAGCUCGACAGUGAUAUCAGUUUCUUUUUCUCUGCUAUCGAGAUUGUGACUGAUUUCGCCCUGGCGAUUUUGCCUGCGAUCUUGUUGUGGGAUAUUCAGAUGAAGAAAACAGUCAAGUUCUCGGUUAUCAUUAUUCUUGGAAUGGCAGCUUUUGCCAGUUGCGCAACAAUCGUCCGACUCCGCUAUCUAAGUCUCUACAGCAACCCGGCCGAAUUCAUGUUCAGCACGGGCGCCAUCGGUCUCUGGUCCAUCAUAGAAGAAGGAAUUGGUAUUAUAGCAGGCUCACUUCCAGCCCUUCGUCCUCUCCUCUCUUUCUCAAUUUUCGGCCGUUCUUCCGCGGGCGGGAGCAGUAGCACUCCCAGCAACAACCAAAAACGAUCUCGGAGCGGACAUCACCAACUAGACUCAGGCGUCAAAAUGGACACACUUCCGCGAAUGAACUCCGUUGAUGGGGAUGUGUAUGGGGACGGGGGAAGCGAGAGGCAUAUUCUGAAGCGGACAGAUGUGGCAGUCACAUCGAAUGCGCGAUCCACUAUAUCAGGUGCCUGGGAGAGAAGCCAGGUGUUGGGAUUUAAGCCUCAACCCUAG